CGCAGGGAGGCAGGGAGGCCCAGAGCAGGCCAGAGCAGCAGAGAUGGGGAGGCUGCGACCUCCCCUGCGACCCCUGCGACCCCUGCGAGCCCUCCUGGGCCUCCUGUUCCUGCUGGCUGGACACCUCAGGGGCAGCGGGGCGGCCAGAGCCCACGGAUGCCUAUUCGACCACAGACUCUGCUCUCGUCAGGAGAUCUGCAUUCAAGAUGGUCUGUUUGGGCGAUGCCAGGUGGGCCCAGGGGGGUCACAGUCCAUCUUGCGGGUGACCUCCCCCAUCCUCCAGCGCCUUCAAGACGUCCUGCGGCAUCUCAUGGCUCAAGGCUUGUCCUGGCAGGACGAUGUCACCCAACUGGUCAUCUCCCAGGAGAUGGAGCGGAUUCCUCGCCUCCCUCCGCCGGAUCCCGAUUCCCGGGACAGGUCGGCCGCCUCCAGGAAGCCCGCCGCGGCCCGGGGGUCGCCGGGGCCGGCCGGAGGGACGGCGGGGGUCUUCCCUCCGCUCCUGGAAAACCUGCUGAUGUCCCCCAAAUCCGGAAUCCCGGCCUUGGGCUACCAAGCCGCGCUGCUGCAGCCUUACCUGUUCCACCAGUUUGGGGGGCCUCCCAAGGCCGAGCCCCCUCCCCUCUUCAGCAGGGCCUCCUCCAAGGCCUUGUUGGGGGCUUACCCGGGCCCUAUGUACAGGACCCCCCCAGAGCCGGAUUUGGGGUUGCCCCCCUUGCCCGGCCCUCGUGGCAGAGACGGCGGGAAAAGUUGGCAGUCUCUACCCGGGGGUGGUCCCGGCGAGCAGGGAAAGACCCCGGCCCAGAAUCUCCCACCCUCCGGCCGCCCAUCAGGGCCGCUCCAUCAGUAUCCGAAGUCCAAGUCCGUGGGCCCCGGGGAGGAGCUGACCAAGGAUCAGUUGGCCAUCCUGUCCACCCUGUUGCAGAUCUUGCUGCCGGACAAGGCCCCGGGGGUUUCCGAAGAUGCCGCCGGCGGGGAGAGCCAGAAGGGCAUGGAGGGGGAGAUGCAGCAUGGAGACCCCCGGACCAUCUCAGACCCCACCGCCCCGAGGCCGAAUCCCCCGGGCCCGGCCCCUUCAGCCUCCCCGGUGCCCACUGACCCACCGGCCGAGCCCCCCUUGCCACCAAAGAGCCCCCCACCAGGCCGGAGCGGCCCCAGGACCCCCCAGCCCCCAGCGCCCGCACCCCGUCUGGUGGAGGAGUACGGCUACAUAGUCACCGACCAAACGCCCCUAGGGUUGGCGGCGGGGGUCCGACUCCUGGAAUUACUGGCCGCUCACGUCCACCUGUCUUCCGGAAACUUCAUCAACAUCAGUGUGGUGGGCCCGGCCGUCACCUUCAGAGUCCGGCACAAUGAGCAGAACCUGUCCCUGGCGGAAGUCACCCAACAGGCCGGACUGGUGAAAUCAGAGCUGGAGGCAGAGGCGGGUUUCCAGAUCAUGCAGACCGGAGUGGGCCAGCGAGAGGAGCCGUCGGCGGUGGCGUCGGAGGCGUCGGCCCUGGCCCUGGCCCUGGCCCGCCCGGCCGGCCCGGCCCCCGGCCCGCGGUGGGUGGCACUGACCCUGGUGGGCAUCGCCGGGGCCGCCGGGCUGGUGGCCGCCUUGGCCGUGGCCCUGGCCCAGCGUCGCCACGGGCGCGGGCGCCGCAAGGACGGCCUGGCGGGGCUGGGGCCCGAGGGGGCCGCCGCCGCUGCUGACACCACCUUCGAGUACCAGGAGCUGUGCCGCCAACACAUGGCAACCAAGUCUCUGUUCAGCCGGGGGGCGGCGGGGCCGGAGGGCCCCCCGGGGGAGACGUCCCGCGUGAGCAGCGUGUCCUCCCAGUUCAGCGACGCCGCCCAGCCCAGCCCCAGCUCCCACAGCAGCACCCCGUCCUGGGGCGAGGAACCCGCGCCCGCCAACAUGGACAUCUCCACCGGACACAUGAUCCUGGCCUACAUGGAAGACCACUUGAAAAACCGUGGCCGUCUGGCCCAGGAGUGGCAGGCCCUGUGCGGCUACCAGGCGGAGCCCAAUUCCUGCAAAGUGGCCCAAGGGACCGCCAACCUCAAGAAGAACCGGCUGCCCGACUCUGUGCCCUACGACCACGUCCGCGUCAAGCUGAAGGUGGAGAACAGCCCGACACGCAGCGACUACAUCAACGCCAGCCCCAUUAUUGAACACGAUCCGCGGAUGCCAGCGUACAUUGCCACCCAAGGUCCCCUGUCCCACACCAUCGCUGAUUUCUGGCAGAUGGUGUGGGAGAAUGGCUGCACGGUCAUCGUGAUGCUGACGCCGCUUGUGGAGGAUGGGGUCAAGCAGUGUGACCGCUACUGGCCGGACGAAGGGUCUUCUCUCUACCACAUCUACGAGGUGAACCUGGUGUCGGAGCACAUCUGGUGCGAGGAUUUCCUGGUGCGCAGUUUCUACUUGAAGAACGUCCAGAGCCAAGAGAGCCGCACGCUCACCCAAUUCCACUUCCUCAGCUGGCCCGUCCACGGCACUCCGGCCUCCACCAGGCCCCUCCUGGACUUCCGAAGGAAGGUGAACAAGUGUUACCGGGGUCGCUCCUGUCCCGUCAUCGUCCACUGCAGCGACGGGGCGGGAAGGGCGGGCACCUACAUCCUCAUCGACAUGGUGCUCAACCGGAUGGCCAAAGGGGUGAAGGAGAUUGACAUCGCCGCUACCCUGGAACACAUCCGAGAUCAGCGACCGGGCCUCGUCCGCACCAAGGACCAGUUUGAGUUUGCGCUGACCGCCGUGGCGGAGGAAGUGAACGCCAUCCUGAAGGCCCUCCCGCAGUGAGCAGCCCCCCGCGCCCGGCCCGUGCCGCCGUCUGUGUGUCCCCUGGGUGGUCGCGGGGCUGGGGAUUGGGGGAGAAGGUCGCCCGCCCCCCAAGACCCCCAAAACCCCCAGCCCCGGCCCCCCCCCGAGAGCUUCCCUCCGCCUUUUCGCGCCAACCCCCGUGUGCCGGGGCAGAGGAUGGGGACCCCGGCCUCUCAAAAUCAGCCGGCCCCCCUCUCGCCCUCCUUGCCAAACGCCUCGGCCCCCCAAAGCCUGGGGGUCCGCGCCCUCCCGCCUGCCCCCCGCCCCCCUGAGUGGACCAGAGCUAUUUCUAGAGAAAUCUAAUUUUGUAUCAACGUGAAUAAAGUCGUCGUGUCGUCUCCGCAGAUGCAACCCGGC
Molecule: messenger RNA, 3157 nt
Organism: Tachyglossus aculeatus (Australian echidna)
Lineage: Eukaryota; Metazoa; Chordata; Mammalia; Monotremata; Tachyglossidae
Gene: PTPRN
Product: protein tyrosine phosphatase receptor type N
Exons: 23
Coding region: 44-2779 (911 amino acids)
Biological process (GO): protein dephosphorylation
Cellular component (GO): secretory granule
Molecular function (GO): protein tyrosine phosphatase activity
Source: RefSeq, a predicted model, not a curated record